GCUUCACUAAGGUGUGGCGUUCUCUCCCCGCGGGCCCCGGGCUCAGCCACGCCCAGCGCGCGCAUUCUCAAACAAAAUCCGCAGAAAAUGUUGUGCGAAGAAUCGAGUAGAGUCUGCGUCGUUCGUUUCGUUCAGUCACGCACGUCACAUCAGUUAGGCAGCUCAGUUGAGUAGUGAUCUCGAUAGCCGACGAACCGUACGCACGGCGCACACGUGCCACUCGCGCCCAUCCCUUCUCCGCACCGCACUUCCCGACCCGAGCGAUUUCGCCGCUCGCUCGGUGACGCCACCAUACGUCGCUACUCCACCGACACCGCUUGUGCUCGGUGUCGUUCCGUACGGAGCUUUGCUAUAUCAUACUAUAUUAUGUAAUACGAAAAUAAACAGCUCAAAGCAACCACGUGUGCGCGCCGGCCGGCUUACAUAAAUUUGUUAAAAAUAUCGUCACUCACGCUUCGAAAUUAGGUACCAGUCUAAAAAGACCAUUCCAUUCUUAACCAGUAUUUAAAAAAUUACACGAUAUUAUCGCGGGUUAAAAAAACCAUAAAAAGUGAAAAUGUCUAAUUCUGUGGAACAACAAUUUAGCGAGCUUAGUUUGUCACAAGAGGACCAUGAUCAAUAUGAACCAGAAGAUCACCAAGACCAAAGCCGGUCAUCAAAAGUUCUCAUCAGUGGGCUACCUCUACAUAUCCGCUUCGACAACAUCGAACCGCUGCUCUCACAGUAUGGCAACGUACAACAGUGCGACAAAGCCAACUCGCGCGAUGCCAACACCCAAGCGGUGUUCAUCACUUUCGAGACACCGGAGCAGGCGCAGCAAGCCAUCAAUGGUUUGAAUGGAUGCGAGUUGGAGGGCAGUCGGAUGAAGGUAGAGGCAGCUGAGCAAAACACCCGUGGCGUUAGGCGCGGACGUCCUGGUGGCGGCCGUGGCGGCGGCGGUGCCACCGGUGGCGGCUCGCGACCCACCGACUUCCCGUUGCGGCUUCUCGUUCAGAGCGACAUGGUCGGCGCCAUCAUCGGUCGCCAAGGCAGCACCAUCCGCCUUAUUACACAGCAGAGCCGUGCACGUGUUGAUGUCCACCGCAAGGACAACGUUGGUUCUCUUGAGAAAGCCAUUACCAUAUAUGGCAAUCCUGAGAACUGCACUAAUGCAUGCAAAAGAAUAUUGGAAGUCAUGCAACAGGAAGCCAACAACACUAACAAGGGAGAAAUCUGCCUCAAAAUUUUGGCUCACAAUAAUCUAAUCGGCCGUAUUAUUGGUAAAGGCGGUAAUACUAUCAAGAGAAUCAUGCAAGAAACUGAUACAAAGAUUACAGUCUCCUCCAUCAAUGAUAUAAACAGUUUCAAUUUGGAGCGCAUUAUCACAGUUAAAGGCACUAUUGAAAAUAUGGCCAAAGCGGAAUCGCAGAUUUCAGCCAAACUUCGCCAGAGCUACGAAAGUGAUUUGCAGAUGCUGGCUCCGCAAAGCAUUAUGUUCCCAGGGCUGCACCCCAUGGCUAUGAUGUCCACCGGACGUGGAUUCUGCGGCGCUCCUCCUCCGUUCCCGCCUCCAAUAUACGCUCCUCUGCCGGGCCAGGGCGGGGCUCAGCAGGGAGCUGGUGACUCACAGGAAACAACGUACUUGUACAUCCCAAAUAAUGCCGUGGGCGCCAUAAUUGGUACGAAGGGCCUGCAUAUUCGUAACAUCAUACGAUUCAGCAACGCGUCUGUGAAGAUAGCUCCUCUGGAACAGGACAAGCAAGGCGAGCACCAAAGCAAUCCCCAACAGGAGCGUAAGGUCACCAUUGUUGGCAGUCCUGAGGCUCAAUGGAAGGCUCAGUAUCUCAUCUUUGAGAAGAUGCGAGAAGAAGGUUUCAUGUCUGGCUCUGACGACGUGCGGCUGACGGUGGAGAUAGUGGUGGCUUCAUCUCAAGUCGGUCGUAUAAUCGGCAAAGGCGGCCAAAACGUACGGGAGCUGCAGCGCGUAACAGGAUCGCUAAUUAAGCUUCCCGAGCAACCGCAGCAGCAGCAAGGCGGCGGGCAGCAACAGGAUCACGAUACAACAGUGCAUAUCGUCGGCCCCUUCUACAGCGUUCAGUCGGCGCAGCGACGCAUUCGUGCAAUGGUUGCGCAGGCGAGCGCACCGGGCCGCCGCCGCGCCGCCCAACCGCCGCCUCCCGUGCAGCAGUAAACUGCCUCCCACAUGUUCGAGAUCCCCGCGCGCCCUCAAGCACAUCUUCACCCUCGAGCCCUCGCAACACCCCGUCAGCUCGAGCAGCCUAUGCCGCCUGCGGUCGCAGUCACCCAAUGCUAGCGUGUUCUUAAUGAUGCGCCCCAUACACUAGACUGGCUUCAUAUAAUGCACAUAAGUGUUACACAAAGGAUAGACAUUGUCGUAAGUAACGCUUUACUUAAAUUUUGUGCAGGCAGGCUGUCGAGUUGACAAUAUGUGUCCAAAUGUUGUUGUUGACAUAAUUCUAUUAUUGUAGUGUAAAUCUAUUGAUAAAUCAAUAUUUUAUUCCGGGAAUUAUCUAUGUUGAUGAUUGAAUUUGAAUAUAUAUUAUACAUAUAUAAUAUUAUUCAUAUACACUAUUUUUUAAAUAAUAAUGUGAUUGUUAUGUUUUCAUACCAUGUUAUUCUGCUACAAUGUAAAGAGUUGUCAUAGAUUGCAAUAGUUAGAUUAUGUUCUGUAUACUGUUUACAAAUGUUAAUAACAAUAUCUAUAAUAAUAUCACGCCGUUCUAUAUACAAACUUGAAGUGCAAAUAAUGUUUUUGUUAUAAGAUAAUAGUCUAAUCUGUUAAUCACCAAACUAUACUGUUAAAUGUAAUUUUAAAGGGUGUGUGGGAAAAACUAACUAUGAACGGAAAUUACACGACGUUGCUUUAACGAGGAGGCUCAUUGGAUAAACGGCUUUGCAAAGUAUAUUGUAAGAAUAUUUCUUGAAACGAUACACGGAGUUUCUGCAUGCUGCUGAGAUUGUGUCGUACAAUGGUUUCUAUUGAACUGAUAUGAGUGUUGGGUGAUAAGUAACUAAUCCAAAGAGUGAACGCCGAUCGUGUGUCGAAUCGGUCUGACGUAGUGACGAGCCUUGACUUGACUAGCGCGGCGUGGCCGGGAAACGCCCCGCGAUACGCUAGCGUCCCGCGCCUGGCGUCUGCGCCACCGCUCCUGUCAUUUAUGAUAUGGAGGCGAUGAUCUACCUAAUAUGAUGGACAAAUAUUUUUGAUAUAAUAGUAAUUGUUGGAGAGUAAGGAGUAAACUUAUGAGUUUUAAUUUGUAAGUAACAUUUGUUGAUCGUUUUCUUUGUAAUUUUGUCUUUGUUAGCUUUAUAGUGUUUUCUUGUAUUGAAAAUGUAAUACAGAAGUUUGGACAUUGAACGAUACCGUAGCGUUUAAUGGUGCGAGUAUUAACGUCGCGUCCGUCGUAUUGUUCGGUUCUAUCGUGAUAUGUUUUAUUAUUCAAUUGUACGAUUUGCGUUAUCAUUGUGCCAAGUGAGAUAAUUUAAACUAUGAGAGAUUAAGAUUAAGUGAAUAAUAUCAAAAUUAAUGAAAAGCUUAGAUAUUUAUAUGUAUAAUGUGAUAAUAUAUGGAAGUUUUGGCAAAAAUGUCACUAAGAAUGUUCUACAUUCUUAUUUCCAUUUUCUCAUUUUUUAGGUUAGAUUAUAAUAAAUUAUAAAUUGUAAGUCGUGAGGAGUUGGUGUAGGCUGAGCCACAUUCAUUUGUCGCGUGUGCUCAUCGCUUAUUCCAAUCCUCACCAGCUGAUGUCCCGAUACUUCAACACUUCUACUCUUAAACAUCUGUUUACGUCUAUUCCGUGUCCCAAAUGCAUCAAAAUAAUUUUCAAUUCAUUAAUGUUGAAUGGCGUAAUAUUCUUGUUUGCACUUUCAAGGUUUAGUGCUGAAUGUAAAGGGUACUAUACGCAUGCUUACUGCAUACUUAUGUUACCUGUGAGGGAUUACCUAAUAAUUUAGAAGUGGUUGCUUAAAUAGAUAUCGGUGCUUAUUCGUAGCAACACCACGAUCUGGAACACUUCCCAUCAAUCUCCAUUAUAAUUUUAAUCGGUUACUAUUAUUGGGUAAUCAAUCAAGUAACAUUUGUAUUUCAUUUUCAGAAUUUAGCUGAAAAGUUUUCAGCUAUCUAAUCUUCCGAUAGUAUAUUGAUCAUAAAGGGUCGUUUCUUAAUUAUUGAUGAAUCAUUGCAAUGACGUAAUAAUGUAUACUUGAUUAUUAUAACCGUAACAAGUAUAUACUGGUAAAUACAUCUACAAAGAUUAAUCAGUUUACUAUCGGAAGAUGAUAUUUUUUUUUUAGUUUUUCUUCAUGUCGGUCAAAGAUUUGUACUACGUGAUUACGUGAUAGUAAUCAACGGAUUUGCAAAUCAGUACAACUUUAUUAUGAUGUAGUAAUUUAGUAAUCUUAAUUUGUUUGAUGUUUGAGUGAAUAAAUCUUUUGUGGUAAAUUUAAAAUUUUCUGACAAGACCCUGCUACACAUUUGGUAGUAAAACGUAUUUUUUUGCAAUUUUGUAUUGCUUCCACAUAUUAUUAUUAAAAAAAUCUCACAUUUGGCAAAGAAGUAACUCCUUAUAUACAGACGAAAAACAACGUGCUAUAGGUGCUUAAUAUUCAACGAUAAACUUAAGAUACCAUUUUGAAGGUAUGAGCCGUGAGCCGUGAAAGAAAACAAUUGUCGCCGUUAUAAUUUUAUGAUUUACGUACUUUAUAUAAAUAGUUCGCAAAUCUAUAGUUAAUCUAUGUGAAAGAAUUAUAUACUGCCAUGUUACAUAAAUGUAAAUAAGCUCCCGUAAAAUUAGUAACUGUUAAUUAUUGAAACAGAGUUUGUUGUUAUAUUUCACUUAUACACAUUUAUAUUUACAUUACAUAAAUAAGUAAAAGUAAACUAAUCGUAAAUUUAUAACGGCUUAUUUUUAAUAUGACAAAUCCGUCUAUUAUGAUUAACGGUACACUAUGUAGUACGAGAAUAGUACCCGCAAGAGUUUUAAGUACGUGAGUUCCUUUACACGCUACGGAUAAGUAAUGUUUGUUCCAUAGAGAAUAAACAUGUUAUAUGUAAAUAACUUAUGACAUAGAAAACGGACUUCAUUUUUACAAACAUAUCAGGAAGAAUAACUGCCUAUGAUCAGAGAGCAGUGAGAGUCCACUUACUGACAUACAUGCCGAGACUUACUAAUGGUGUUGCGUAAUGUAAUCGUGACGCAACACCAUGCGAAUGGUUUAUUGUUCGGCCGUAAUUUAACAAAAUGAAUGGUUUAGUGAUUAAAAUGUCGUGCGAUGGGCAACAUACUCGUCGCUAACUUUGUUACUCUCCACAAUAGCUGUAUCACUUAACUAAAUGCCAGGAAUUUGUGUGUGAAGUACCAAUCGAUACUAUUAUUACAAUAAUUACUUAAUGAGUUUUUAAGGCUCUGAAUUUAUAAAACUGAAUAUGAAUGUUUGAUGCUAGAAGUGUAACGAUUUUAACGCUAUGUGGCGUAACGUCAGGAUGAUAAGUCCUUAAUGUAAUCGGCAAAUAAUUUUACAUUCCAUAUUUCAUGAAAUAACACCUAUUGCUGAAAGAUCGACCACCUGCAAUUGCGUAUUUUAGAGAAUUACUAAAUUAUAAUAUAAUUUCGCAUUCAAUGUUAUUACUUAUAAACGGUACGAGUGAAAAAUAUAUGUGUAGAUGUAUGCAAGCUAAUUAUUGUUUCGCUAAAGAAAAUUGUAUGCAUUAACGAUAUUUGAAUGUCUUGAAUUAAUGUUAGAAUUCAUAUUGGUGUAACAUUUCCACUCGUUAGUAGAUUAACAAUAUUUUUUCUUGACAAGAAAUCGGCUUGUAUUAUGUGUUCAAUAUCGGUCGACUACCUGAGUAUUUGGUUAACCGACUAUUGUUCGACACACAGACAGCCAGAUUCCGCUUGCAUCGGCUAUCAGAAUGGAAUAUAAUAUAUGGUUACUUUCACUGCGACAGGAAGAGUGUACAUAUAGGCAUGUUGUUUAUUCCUUCCAAAUGAAAGCAAGAGAGGGUACAUUAUGAUUUGUAAUGUUAGGAUGCAGAAAUAGUUUUAGUUGAUUAUUAUUGUAUCGUUGCGAAGUAGUUUAAGUUGAUGUAGGCGCGGGCGGCGCGCGGCCACGAGACUGAACUACACCCCUGCCGUCGCGCCCUCGCGCCCAUUACUUACAUAUUGUCAUUGUCGCUAUUAUCAUUCUUGUUUGAUGGUUCUACUGUUAUUUACAUUACAUUAUAAUUCUUUCUCGUGUGUGUAACAACUAUUUUGUGUAUUUACGUGUGAAAGGAUCGAUUUCAUUUUAUGGAAACCUCGAGCGCACAUUGCAUUUUUUUCAAUUGUUAAUUUUAUUUAGUGGGGAAAUGGAGCACUCAUUCUGUUGUUCGUAUGUUACAUCCCCCUCCAGUGUAUGCUAUUGAAGUUUACCGAGUCUAUAGUAAUAGUGUUUAUGUAUGUCGUAUGUAUUUAUGUACCUUGCUGGAGCAUGUAUAUCAGUGUGUAGUGUGGUCGCGUGGCGGCCGGGCGGGUGUAGGAACACGUCGUACCGGGCCGGUGGCGGUACCGCUCGGCCAGACUCGUUUCGUGUCGUCGCGUCUCGUCCCGCCCGCCAUGUGAUAAAAUAUUAUUAUUAAAUAACGGGCGUACAUACGCGAUCUCAUGAGGCGGGACCCACAGCAUGCGUUAUUUUGUUUAGAAUAGGGAAGCUGUUGUUGUUGCUUCUCAAAUGAAUGUAUCAAGGUCCAAUAUUCAUUGAUAUAUUGUUUUUUAUUUCACUACUCUUGCAGGAUAAAUUGACAUACAUAGUCCAACCGCAUUUUCUUUAAAUUACUGUUAUUUUUAGAACCAUUUUAUAAUUGGUAUAAGUUCUGAAACUAAUAACUACCUCAAUAUUACUAAAUGAAUAUGAUAAUUAUCUUUGUGCAUGUUUUUGGGAACUGAAUUUAAAAGAAUAUGAAAAUUCAAUAUAGUAUAAGAUUGCUAUUUUAAACAUAGUACAGAAAGUUGUCAAAAUUAGGUUUCUUAACGUAAUAAAACUGGUGAAAUUUGAA
Spodoptera exigua (beet armyworm) is the source of this 7030-nucleotide messenger RNA. NCBI's taxonomy places the organism in Eukaryota, Metazoa, Arthropoda, Insecta, Lepidoptera, Noctuidae. The record is from the annotation of a GenBank genome assembly.